AUGAAUCAGUACCACAUCUAUGAAGCCAUUGGCCGUGGCAAAUACUCGACUGUGUAUAAAGGGAGGAAGAAGAAGACGAUUGAGUAUUUCGCGGUUAAGAGCGUUGAUAAAUCGCAGAAAAGCAAUGUUCUCCACGAAGUUAGGAUUCUUCACUCUCUAGAUCACCCAAAUGUACUCAAGUUUUGUUCAUGGUAUGAAACUUCUGCUCACUUGUGGUUGGUUUUGGAAUAUUGUGUUGGAGGAAAUCUCAUGAACUUAUUGCAGCAGGAUGGUAAACUUCCCGAAGAUUCAAUACAUGAUCUUGCUCGUGACCUUGUCAGAGCUUUGCAGUUUUUGCAUUCAAAGGGUAUUAUAUAUUGUGACUUGAAACCAUCAAACAUUCUCUUGGAUGAAAAUGGACGCACAAAGCUUUGCGAUUUUGGGUUAGCAAGAAAAUUGAGUGAUAUAUCUAAAACAGCUUCUUCCCUAUUGCCACAAGCCAAACGUGGAACUCCCUGUUACAUGGCUCCUGAGUUGUUUCAGGAUGGAGGAGUGCAUUCUUACAUUUCUGAUUUCUGGGCCCUUGGUUGUGUGCUAUAUGAGUGCUAUGUAGGGAGGCCUCCCUUUGUGGGGAAAGAAUUCACACAGCUAGUAAAAUCAGUCCUUUCAGAUCCAACUCCAGUCCUUCCUGGCUCCCCAAGCCGUCCUUUUGUCAAUCUGAUCAGUUCUCUCUUGGUAAAAGAUCCAGCUGACCGAAUACAGUGGCCUGAGCUUUGUGGACAUGCUUUUUGGAGAACAAAAUUUACUCCAUUGCCCUUACCUCCUCAGCCUGCUUUCACUACCAUGAUAGAGCUUUCUUCUAAACCCUAUCUCUCUGAACGCAAUGGUGACAAACCUCUCCAGAACAAGACCCCAAGUAAAAAUAGGGAAAGAGAUACAAGAGGGGCUUCUAGACAGGAUGAGAAUUCUAUUUUAGGAUCAAGAAGUCAUGGCACACCAAUUAAGGGUGUAUCCAGUGGCCGAAAAACUCAAACAAAGGCUUCAGGCAGAGUGGCUGAGGAGAAGCAAAAGGAUCCGUCAAGUAAUACUGCGGCUGUGAAUCUUCUAAGGCUUUCAAGAAUUGCAAAAUCAAACUUACAGAGGGAAAAUGAGAAGGAGAACUACCGGAGGCCAUUGCCUAAUGAUUCUGAGAAUGAUGCUGAAGUCAAAAUUGAAAACAAUGAUAUGGAACUUGAUUUUAACGAGAAUGUUGAAGAUGAGACACAAGAUGAACCUGAUGGGUCUGAUGGCCCAACAUGUACCCCUGAAGAAAAUCUGUCAAUUCCAAAGCAGCAUGAGCGUAGAACAGAGGAGACAGACAGUAAUAUAAACAACAUAGAUACAUCACCUGCGCUCAACGCACAUAUGUCAGAUGACUCGAGAAUAACUGACCAGGAAUCGUCGUCGGACCAUAUUGAAGUGGCUGCUACUCCACCCAGCGUCAGUCCUCAACUCAAGACUCAAAGGAUUAAAGAAGUUUCAGGGGGUACCAUUGCUUCUGAUACUUCAAAAUCAUCUACUAAUCUCUCGGAGGUGAUUUGGCAUCCAUGUGACCUCUCAGUCAGACCUGUGAUGCCCAGCAGAAAGUCUGACAAAGGAUCAGAUGUGAUUCCUUCUCUCCCCUUUGAUGUAAUUCCAGCAUCUGAUUUUGUGAAAAUGUCUAAGGAUCAGCUUGACACACUCAACAAUAGGAUCAUAACCAUCUUUAAUGGGAACACUGCUAUUGGUGAGAAGCAGAAUGUGAUCCGGUACCUUGAGAUGAUAAGCAACAAUACAGAUGCUGCCAAUGUAUUGACCAAUGGACCAGUAAUGCUGGUUCUUAUUAAGAUGCUCCGACAGUCUAAGGCUUCGGCUCUACGUGUUCAACUUGCUUCAAUUAUAGGUUUGUUGAUUCGGCAUUCUACUUUUAUUGAAGAUGAUUUGGCAAACUCUGGAAUUUUAAGUUCACUAUGUGAUGGCCUAAGAGACAGGCAAGAAAAAGUGAGAAGGUUUUCUAUGGCUGCUUUGGGUGAGUUGUUGUUUUAUAUAUCUACACAAAACGAGCAUGCCAGAGAUAAUAAUCCACCAGAAUCUCCAUCGAAGGACAGCCGAUCCUUUUCUUGUUGGCAGGUGCCAAAUCCAUUAAUUUCAUUGGUUUCAUCUAUUUUACGAAAGGGUGAGGAUGAUAUAACUCAACUCUAUGCAUUGAGGACAAUUGAAAACAUCUCGAGUCAAGGAGGACAGUGGGCAGCCCGUUUCACGAGCCAGGACAUAAUUAGUAACCUUUGCUACAUAUUUAGGGCUCCAGGGAAACAGGAGAGCAUGAGGUGCACAGCAGGAUCUUGUUUGGUACGUCUUGCUCGUUUUAGCCCUCCUAGCAUACAACAGGUCAUAGAAAAGCUUUCAUUCAAGGAGAUUGCAUCAAGCCUUGUCAAGGGCGGUCCACGAGAGCAGCAAAUCUGCUUGAACCUUCUCAACAUGGCUAUGCUUGGAAGCCAUAUGUUUACCAACAUUGGACGGUAUCUCCUUCCCUUGGUGGAAGAUAGGAAUUUUGUCCCACAUAUUGUCUCUCUUAUUGAGCAGGGAAGUGAAAUCUUAAGGGGAAAGACACUUAUAUUUGUUGCUUUACUAUGCAAGAGUGGGAGAAGAUGGCUGCUACAUUUUUUUUGCAAUGCAAGACUGCUCUCAGCUGUUGACAGGCUGGUAAAGGAGAAAGACAGCUAUUUAAAGAAGUGCUUAGAUGCAUUUGUGCAUGUUGUAGUAUCUACUUUACCAGGUUUGCUGGAGACCAUAACAGGAGAUGUCCAACAAUUGAUGGGAGGGAGGCGUCUUGGGCAUAUCACUACCCUCACUAACCGAGCUACUACAAAGACCAAUGUUCAUUUGUUUCCUGUCAUUCUCCAUCUUCUUGGGAGCUCUUCCUUUAAGCACAAAGUGGCGAGUAAUCAGGUGCUGCAGCAGUUGGCAAAUCUAAUCAAACUGGCAGAGUCACCUUUUCAGGGCAGGGAUGACUUUCAAAUAACCCUUCUACGAAUUCUUGAGUCCAUUUCAGAGAUGCCUUCUGUAAUUCUUGAAAGCCCCAACAUUUUUAUCCGUGAAAUUCUUCCCAGUUUGGCUGUUCUGUACAAAGGAAACAAAGAUGGAGAUGCCAGAUUUUUGUGUCUGAAGAUUUUGUUUGAUGUGAUGGUCAUUUUUCUAGACGAACCAUCAGGAGAUGAGCAGAGAACAGAGGAUUUGAAGUCCAUAUCUAAUACGUAUUUUCUUCCUCUUUACCCCUCCUUGAUCGAGGAUGAGGAUCCCAUUCCUAUGUAUGCACAGAAACUUCUCGUGAUGCUCAUUGAGUUUAAUUACAUAAAAAUUGCAGACAUCAUACAUCUGAAGACAGUCUCACAGUGCUUUGAAUUUCUUCUUGGUGAUUUCUCAUCUGCAAAUGUAAGCAGUGUCAUGCUUUGUCUGGCUCUUGCAUCUGCCCCAGAGCUGGAUACCAAGACACUCUCUCAACUGAAGGUGGUUAGGAGGAUUGGAAACCUUCUGGAGUUUGUGCAUGCAAAGGAAAUGACAGAUUUUAUUGAACCUACUCUUGGUCUGUGUAGGGCUUUCCUUUUUCGCUCAGUGUGCAGAAGGAAUGGGUUUGUUUAUGCAAAAGAACCUACUCUAUUAUGUGAUAGUUCUUCUGAAGGAAGCAGUGCAGUUGAUCAACAGGACUGCAUUAAGGACAUAAUGGACUUUGGUGCUAAUGUUGGUGUCUUGCUAGAAUUAAGUAAGUCUCAUGAGGCAAAUGUGGCAGAUUUAGCUUCUGAAUCUGUAAUUUUGUUACUCAAGGCAGCUCCAAGGGAGGCUACUACUGGUUUUCUAAAUAAUCUUCCAAAGGUCACUUUGAUCCUUGAGUCAUGGUGCCGAGGCAUCUCUCCCUUACUCAUCCAGCGGAUGCUGCAUGCUCUUGGAUAUUCCUGCCGGCUGUAUUUGUCACAGGCAAUGAUAUUGUCAAUAUCGAUUCCAGAUAUUUCAAAAAUUGAAAUGACUGUUUCUGAGCUCAAAAGUUCUAGCAUACCAGCUGUUGUUGAUGCUGCUUUUCGUGUGGCCAUGGAACUUCAGAGGCUGCUUCGUUGCAUUUGAAGUUUAAGAGGGUUUUUGAAGGUUAAUUGACUUUUCCCAAUGGUCAUGAAUCUGUUUCUGUUAUGCAGAAGAUGGGUUAGCAAUGCUUGUAUUGAGGUCAGUUUAUUUUUCAGCAUACAUAAUUCUGUAGAGCCCAGCUCUAUCAUGCUGGGGGAAAAAAGUUGUCAACUUUGACUGUCCUGUUUUUUUAUAAUGUAUGUACACUGGUCACAUUGCUAAUGUAUUCAAUUGAGUAAUAUUUUUUUUUCCAAAAUUUGUUC
Molecule: messenger RNA, 4373 nt
Organism: Ilex paraguariensis (yerba mate)
Lineage: Eukaryota; Viridiplantae; Streptophyta; Magnoliopsida; Aquifoliales; Aquifoliaceae
Source: the annotation of a GenBank genome assembly